Messenger RNA from Dermatophagoides pteronyssinus (European house dust mite), 2277 nucleotides. RefSeq names its product SAM_USH1G_HARP domain-containing protein Sans (gene Sans). The record is from RefSeq and is a predicted model, not a curated record. Gene Ontology annotation, molecular function: protein binding. Gene Ontology annotation, cellular component: nucleus. Gene Ontology annotation, biological process: regulation of gene expression. NCBI's taxonomy places the organism in Eukaryota, Metazoa, Arthropoda, Arachnida, Sarcoptiformes, Pyroglyphidae.
AACCAAAAAAAAAACAUCAUUCAAAGAAAACCAAAAAGGCACAAAUAUAUUUCCAAAAGUGGUUAAAAUCUGACUGACAACACAAUAUGGAAACAUCAGCCGAACGAUUAAGACAGGCUGUUCGUGAUGGUUAUCUAGAAAUAUUACGUAAUGCAACACGUAAAGAAUGUAAUCAUCCGGAUGAUGAUGGUAUGACUGCAACACAUUGGGCAUCAUAUAGUGGACAGUUAAAUGCAUUACGUAUUAUUGUUGGUCGAGGUGGUGAUCCUGAAAAAUGUGAUAAUUUUGGUAAUACAGCAUUACAUUGGGCUGCACAAAAUGGCCAUAUAAAAUGUGUUUCAUUUUUAAUAUCAUUCGGUGUUAAUUUAUGGUCAAUGGAUAAUGAAUAUCAUACGGCUAAAGAAGUAGCCGCCCUAAAUAAUCGUAAUCAAAUUGUUGAUCUUAUUGAUCAUGUUGUUGCACAACAAAGUGCAUUAAAUUCUCGUACUGUAAUACGAUUGAAAGAGAAGGCACGAAUCGAUGCAGAAAAACGUAUAAAAUUAUUUCGAAAAUUACAACAAAAAACUAUACGACAAGCGGAAAAAGAUGAACGUAAAAAAAGAGAGAAAAAUUUUUUAAUGAAAAGAAAUCUUUGCCUAAUCAAUACAAACAAAGCUGGAUCGACAACAAUCAUCGAUAAUAAUGAUCAACAAACAUAUGAUGAAUUAUUUAAUAUUUAUGAUACAUUAGAUAUGGCAACAAAGAAUGCCAUUACACGAAGUCAAUUGCAUAAUGUUGGUGGUGGUAAUUCAAAUGUUGUGCCGAAAUUUUCCGAUCUUGUCAAUGGUAAUAGUGUUGGUGGUGGUAGUAUAAAAUCAUCCGUUGGUACUAAAAUGCCGAAAAUUUUAUCAGGUGUUUCUCGUAAAGUAUUGACAAGAAAACUUAAUAAUUCUACCGAUACGAUUAAAUCAAAUUCAACUUAUUCAACAAUUGCUGAUGGAACAUGUCGUUCAACACAAUCAAUGAUGGUUGGCAUACGUCGUGAUGAUCAUAUUGUUUAUGUACCAAAAUUUAAUUCAUUGAGCGUAAAUGAUCUACUUGCAGCAACUGGAAAAAAAUCAAAUGAUCAACGAAAAGAAAAAGAUGAUGAUAAAGAUACUGUUAAUGAGGAUUGUUCAAACAACAAUAGUUAUUCAAGAUUACCAUUAAAAGAUGUUUUCGAUGAUAAUAAUCGCCACUUUCAAUCACAACAGCAACAAAAAACGAUAUCAUCGACUAUUCAAAGGCGAUCAACAACAACAACGAAUAAAUUAACCAGUACAUUCAAUCGAAAUAACAUAAAAACAACGUUGAAAAAUAAAUUAUUAAAAUUGAAUCGAUUAGGUAAUGAUCGAUCAUCUCCUUCUUCGACAAUUAUCGAUUCGAAAACAAAACUAAUUCGAGCACGAUCGGAACCGGAUUUUCUUCAAAUUAAUUCAUUGUUAGAUAAAAUUGAUGAUGAUGAUAAAAUCGAUAUGAUGGGAACAACAACAAGUAGCAUAUUUGAACGACCUGGAUUCGGUUCGGUUUCAUUUCGUGGAAAAUUUACACCCGAUUUAAUGUUUUCAACAACCACAACAAAUCAAUACGAUGAUGAUGAUGAUAAUGAUAAUAAUGGUAACGAAUCCGAUGAUUCUGGCCAAGAUCAUAAUAGUAAUGGUAGUAAUAGUACAGGUGGUUUAAAUCAUCAAAAUAUUGAUAAAAAUAAUGACAUAAUUGAUUGUGAUUUGAUAAAAAAUAAUCCAUCAAUCGUUCAAACAUGGCCUGAACGUGAUAGUAUAACAAGCGAUAGUAUUGGUAGUGCCGGAAGUCUUGUACAUACAGAUAUUAUUGAUUUUUCUGAUAUUGAUUAUAUUGAUGAUCAUAUUGUUAUUAUCGAUAAUGAUGAUAAUAUUAAUAAUAAUAUUACAACAAUAUCCGUAUUAUUAUUUUUAUAUGCCAAUGAUCUAAAAGAUUAUUAUGAAAUAUUUGAAAAUGAACAAAUCGAUAUCGAUACAUUGAUGAUGUUGGAAGAAUCAGAUUUAAAAAGUUUAGGUAUACCAUUUGGACCAAGAAAAAAACUGAUGACAGCCAUUAAUCAACGUCGAAAAAUAUUAUCAAAUCAUCAUCAUCAUCAUCAUCAUCAUCAUCAGAAUAAUAAUUACAAACAUAAUAAUAAUGAUGAAUUUGAUGUAUUUGAAACAAGAUUAUAAGAUUUUAAUUUAUAAUUUUAAUUUUAUUUUUGAACAGAAAAAAAUGAAACUUUUGUUUUCAAAAUGA